Miscanthus lutarioriparius is the source of this 819-nucleotide messenger RNA. The record is from the annotation of a GenBank genome assembly. Lineage: Eukaryota; Viridiplantae; Streptophyta; Magnoliopsida; Poales; Poaceae.
AUGAUGCAGGGGAGCUACGGCUGCGGUGGAGCGGCGUCGCAGGACCCCAAGCCACGGCUGCGGUGGACGCCGGAACUCCACCAGCGCUUCGUCGACGCCGUCACCAAGCUCGGCGGCCCGGACAAAGCAACACCCAAGUCAGUGCUCAGAUUGAUGGGCAUAAAAGGCCUCACUCUUUACCAUCUAAAAAGCCACCUCCAGAAGUAUAGACUGGGAAUACAGGGCAAGAAAAGCACAGGCCUGGAACUUGCCAGUGACGGACUUUUCUCACAAGGCCUCAGUUCAACCACAGCGCAUCCUCCAGGUGUUCCUGCUGAAGGAAAGAACACGAGAGAAAUAGCACUUAGCGAUGCACUAAGGUAUCAAAUUAAAGUCCAAAGGAAACUACAAGAACAAAUUGAGGUGCAAAAGAAGCUGCAGAUGCGAAUUGAGGCCCAAGGGAAGUACUUAAAGACAAUACUAGAGAAAGCUCAGACAAAUAUUUCCUUUGACACAAAUGCAUCCAAUGGCAUAGAAUCAACAAGAUCACAGCUCAUGGACUUCAACCUAGCUCUAUCAGGUUUCAUGGACAAUGCAACUCAAGUAUGCAAAGAAAAUAAGGAGCAAUUGGUGAAAGCUUUGUCGGAUGACAACGAUAAAGCUAAUCUAGGCUUUCAGCUGUACCAUGUAGGAAGUCAGGAGGCUAAGGAAGUCAAAUGCACACCAAAAACCGAAGACUCGCUCCUACUAGACUUAAAUAUUAAAGGAGGAUAUGACCUCUCUUCUAGAGGAACGCAAGUAUGUGAACUAGAAUUGAAAAUCAACCAGCAGAUAGUAUAA